Molecule: messenger RNA, 9629 nt
Organism: Sciurus carolinensis (gray squirrel)
Lineage: Eukaryota; Metazoa; Chordata; Mammalia; Rodentia; Sciuridae
Gene: Pappa2
Product: pappalysin 2
Molecular function (GO): metallopeptidase activity
Source: RefSeq, a predicted model, not a curated record
AGUGGUGAGCAAAGGAAUGAAGGGGAGAGAGAGAGAAACUAAACUGGAAGCUUGAGUUUUGUGUUGCCUCUUGAAACCUUAUGAAUGGAUUACCAGCAGCUGGGAGCCAGGAGAGACCUAUAGGGGAUGCGAGCUGACUUACACACUAGCAGGGGAGCAGCAGGCGGAAUCCUCCUUCCCUGCUGGGUUACCCUCCUUCCUGAGAUGAAUGGGACCCACAAGCCUCCCAGAAGGUGAAGUCGAGGGCUCCCAGACUCAUUUGGUUAAGAGAACAGCAGACUGGCAACCCCAAGGAGAACUUUACAGAGACUCACUACAUACCAACAAGUUGGAAGGGGAUAAAAAAGCUUCGACCGUCAACACUCCACAGCACCAAGCUGAGGGUAGUAUCCUAUCCUGAGCUGGCAGACUGGCAGCUGAAUGGGACCUGGCUGAGGACAUCUGAGAGGGAAAGUUAAGUACCAGCUUGGAUUUUUGUGCUUCCAGAUUCUUUCUGCAUUUUUAGAUGAUAGCCUUCAAAUUGUAUGUCUCUGUAGAAAGAUUGUUCUAGCAAUUCGCUUUCAAGUGAGCAUUAUUUUGGGUGAAGGAGUACAAAAAGAGAAGGUAACCCCUAGGGAGGGAAGAAGAGAAGGAAAUGAAAAUUGGACAAUGCUGUUGUUCUGAAUGACUUGGGGCAGCGUGGGUAAGUGUGUUCCUUGAGGAACUUUGGCAUAUGCUCUCCUCUUCUAGUAUCAGCGUGGGGAGGGAUUAUUGAAGAAGGAAGAACAAGAAAAAGGAAAGAAACCUGAGCUCUCUGAAAGGAAAGUCAAAGGAACCAAGAGCCAUUAGCUUCGUUCUGCAAGGACUAAACUAGAGCAGGAAGAGAGGUCGAGGAAGCAGCGUGAGGGAAGCACCUGCCGCGAAGCAGUGGAAGUGACCCUGGCUGGCAGAGCUGCCAGGACAGCAGGUCCUCAGGGGAGGCGCUCUGUUGGGGCAAGCUGACAAAGUUCGGUCUGUGAGUGGAAGAGUCUCCCCAGGGACUGUACGUUCGCUGUGGCCGUCUCUCCCUGCUCUCCCCGCCAUCCCAGCCUGGCACCCAGAAGUUGACUUCCGGCUCUGUGGGAGAGCCGAGGGAGGCACGAUGUGGUUAACGAUCCUGAGAGUAAGCCUGGUGGUCCUGGCCGGGUGGGCGUUCAGCACUGCCAGCUCUGAGCUGGGCGGGAGGCACAGGAAGGCCUUGGCUCAGAGGGGACACCUGAGUCAGGUGCGGUUGGAAGGGGAGCGCUGUUGGCUGGGGGCCAAGGCUCAGAGGCCCCGAGCUGUUCCCCAGCAUCACCUCUUUGGGGUGUACCCCAGCAGUCCUGGGGACUACCUGAGGCCCUACCCCGUGAGGGAGCAGGGAACCCAUCCCGCAGGACGCACUGAACCAGACUCCCUGAGAAAGACUGCUCCCCAAGACCUGGCUGAGCGUGCGGGGGGAGUGGGGAGGAAGCCGAGGGAGCCCCCAGCAGCCCCGUGGGUAGGGGACGGUCCUACUGGGCAGUCGGAGCUGCCGGGAGAUGAUGGCACUUAUCUUGGCAACCAAGGACCCAAGUGGUCUCUAGGCGAGGCUGCAGCUCGGGGACGCCGGGCAGCAGCCGCAGCCAUUCCCAACACCUCUCCACACCUGGAGGAACCCGAAGCGCAGAGCCAAGGAAAGCGCAGGGCCACGUCCAGGCAUCCUCGCCGCGUGGUGAAGAGGCAGGCAGAGGACGCGCCCGGAGACCCUGAUCUCCCUCCCCUGCAUUUCCAACCUUGGCCUAAGCGCCCCCUUAAGCACAGGGUCAGAAACAGUCCGCUGAAGGACAGCAUCCAAGAUGGUGGAGGAAGCCCAGACUGGGAAGCAGAGACCUUUAACCCCCGAGGAGGACUGCCCGUCUUGUACUUCUCGGGGAGGCGGGAGCGGCUGCUGCUGCGUCCAGAAGUGCUGGCUGAGAUUCCCCGGGAGGCGUUCACAGUGGAAGCCUGGGUGAGACCGGAGGGAGGACAGAACAACCCGGCCAUCAUCGCAGGUGUGUUUGAUAACUGCUCCCACACGGUCAAUGACAAGGGCUGGGCCCUGGGGAUCCGCUCGGGGAAGGAAAAGGGCAGGCGAGAUGCUCGCUUCUUCUUCUCCCUCCGCACUGAUCGUGUGAAGAAAGCCACCACUGUGACUGGGCACAGCCGCUAUCAACCAGGCACAUGGACGCACGUGGCAGCCACUUAUGAUGGACGGCGCAUGGCCCUGUAUGUGGACGGCACCCGGGUGGCUAGUAGCCUAGACCAGUCUGGACCCCUGAACAGCCCCUUCAUGGCGUCUUGCCGCUCCCUGCUCCUGGGGGGAGACAGCUCUGAGGAUGGGCACUAUUUCCGUGGACACCUGGGCACGCUGGUCUUUUGGGCGACUGCCCUGGCCCAGAGUCGCCUACAGCACAGUCUGCAGCAUCCUAGUGGGGUGGAGGAGCUGACCACCCUGAUCCUCACGGCCAGUUUUGAUCCUCUGAAGGAACAGUGGGUCCCCUUUAGAGAUGAGAAGUAUCCCCGGUUGGAGGUUCUCCAGGGCCACCAGCCAGAACCAGAGCUGGUGUCACCUUUGCAGCCCCCGCUCUGUGGGCAAACAGUGUGUGACAAUGUGGAACUGAUCUCCCAGUACAACGGACACUGGCCCCUCCGGGGAGAGAAGGUGAUCCGCUACCAGGUGGUGAACAUCCGUGACGACGAGGGCCGCCUCCCCAGCGUGAGCGAGGAGCAGAUCCGCAGGCAGCACGAGGCGCUGGCCGAGGCCUUCGGCCGCUACAACAUCAGCUGGCAGCUCAGCGUCCACCAGGUCCACAACUCCACCCUGCGCCACCGGGCCGUGCUUGUGAACUGCGAACCCAGCAAGAUUGGCAACGACCAUUGCGACCCCGAGUGUGAGCACCCGCUCACCGGCUACGACGGGGGCGACUGUCGCCUGCAGGGCCGCUGCUACUCGUGGAACCGCAGGGACGGGCGCUGUCACGUGGAGUGCAACAACAUGCUGAACGACUUUGAUGACGGGGACUGCUGUGACCCCGAGGUGACUGACGUGCGCAAGACCUGCUUUGACCCGGACUCACCCAACAGGGCAUACAUGAGUGUGAAGGAGCUGAAGGAGGCCCUGCAGCUCAACAGUACUCACUUCCUCAAUGUCUACUUUGCCAGCUCAGUGCGGGAAGACCUUGCAGGUGCUGCCACCUGGCCUUGGGACAAGGACGCUGUCAGUCACCUGGGUGGUGUCGUCCUCAACCCUGCCUACUAUGGCAUGCCUGGCCACACCAACAUCAUGAUCCACGAAGUGGGGCAUGUCCUGGGACUCUACCAUGUUUUCAAAGGGGUCAGUGAAAGAGAAUCCUGCGAUGACCCCUGCAGAGAGACGGUGCCGUCCAUGGAAACGGGAGACCUCUGUGCCGACACGGCCCCGACUCCCAAGAGCAAGCUCUGCCAGGACCCUGAACCUGCCAAUGACACCUGCGGCUUCAGCCACUUCCCGGGGGCUCCGUUCAGCAACUACAUGAGCUACACAGAUGAUGACUGCACGGACAGCUUCACCCCUAACCAAGUGGCCCGAAUGCACUGCUAUUUGGACCUUGUUUAUCAGCAAUGGAGUGAAAGCAGAAAGCCCACCCCCAUUCCCAUCCCGCCCAUGGUCAUUGGGCAGACCCAGAAGUCCCUCACUCUCCACUGGCUGCCUCCCAUUAGUGGAGUUGUGUAUGACAGGGCCCCGGGCAGCGUGUGUGGCGCCUGCACUGAAGAUGGGACCUUCCGUCAGUACGUGCACAGGGCUUCCUCCCGGCGAGUAUGCGAUUCCUCAGGUUACUGGACCCCAGAGGAGGCUGUGGGGCCUCCUGAUGUGGAUCAGCCUUGUGAACCCAGCUUGCAGGCCUGGAGUCCGGAGCUCCACCUGUACCAUAUGAACAUGACGGUGCCCUGCCCCACAGAAGGCUGUAGCCUGGAGUUACUCUUCCAACACCCGGUCCAAGCCGACACCCUCACCCUCUGGGUCACUUACCUCUCUAUGGACUCCUCCCAGGCACUCUUCGACACAGAGAUCUUGCUGGAACACCAGGAGUCUGUGCACCUGGGUCCCUUAGACACGUUCUGUGAUACCCCACUCACCAUCAAACUGCACGUGGCUGGGAAGGUCUCAGGGGUGAAAGUCUACACCUUCGACGAGCGGAUGGAGAUUGAUGCGGCCCUCCUGACCUCCCAGCCCCAUAGCCCCCUGUGCUCUGGCUGCAGGCCUGUGAGGUACCAGGUUCUCCGGGAGCCCCCCUUUGCCAGCGGCUUACCCAUGGUGGUGACACACCCUCGCAGGAAGUUCACAGACACGGAGGUUAUACCUGGGCAGAUGUAUCAGUACCAAGUUCAAGCUGAAGCUGGAUCAGAAGUGGGAGAAGCUUCGCCUCCUCUGUACCACAUCCACGGCGCUCCUUACUGUGGAGAUGGGAAGGUGGCAGGGAACCUGGGAGAGGAGUGUGACGAUGGAGACCUGCUGAAUGGAGAUGGCUGUUCAAGGGCAUGUCAGCUAGAGAAAGGCUUCAACUGUGUGGGGGAACCAAGCCUUUGCUACACGUAUGAGGGAGAUGGGAUUUGUGAGCCUUUUGAGAAGGAAACCGGCUUCAGAGACUGUGGCCUCCAUACUCCUGAAGGAUACUUGGACCAGUGGGCCACCCAGGCUUACUCCUCUCGUGAGGACAAGAAGAAGUGUCCUGUCUCCCUGGUGACAGGAGAGCCUCAUUCCAUGAUUUGCACGUCACACCUUCCAGAUUUCCCCAAGCAGCAUUCCCUUCCUGGCUGGGUUCCCUGUGUUACCAAUGGAAAACAACCUCAGGAUGAAGGGAGUGAGCAGCCAGAAGGCAUCUUGGAGAAGGAGGAUGAGGUUUGGCUUAAAGUGUGUUUCAAUAGACCAGGAGUUGCCUCAGCAAUUUUCAUUUUCUUGACGUCUGAUGGCCUGGCCCCUGGGGAGCAUCAGCGGCCAACAGUGACCCUCUACCUGACUGAUGUCAGUGGAAGCAACCACUUCCUUGGAACCUAUGAUCUGUCGUGCCAGCAUAACCCACUGGUUGUCAAUGUGAGCCACCACACAAAUGUCCUCUCCCACCGUACCACCUCCAUGCUGCUGAGCUUCUCAUCCCCACUGGUGGGCAUCUCCGCGGUGGCUCUAAGGACAUCCUCCCACAUCAGUCCUUCAGCUCCCGAUAACUGCAUGCCAGAGCAUGAGGGGCAGAAUCAGGGACAGAGCUGUGUCCGUCGGCCCUGUGGAGAGCAGGGCAGCUGUGCACCAUUGCUGCUUGAUCACGCGGAUGCGGUGAACUGUACCUCUAGCGGCCCAGGUCACAUGAAGUGCGCUAUCACCUGUCAAAGGGGGUUCGCCCUUCAGACCAGCAGCGGGCAGUACCUCAGGCCCAUUCGGAAGGAGAUUCUGCUCACGUGUUCCUCUGGGCACUGGAGCCAGGACGUGAGCUGCGCGCCCCUCGACUGCGGCGCCCCCGACUCGUCUUUGGUGAACUACGCCACCUUCUCCUGCCCGGAGGGCACGCAUUUCCUGAGACGCUGCUCCAUCUCUUGUGUCCCACCAGCCAAGCUCCAAGGACCCAGCCCGUGGCUGACCUGCCUUGAAGAUGGGCUCUGGUCUCUCCCUGAAGUCCACUGCAAGCUGGAGUGUCAGGCUCCCCCGGCUAUUCCCAAUGCCAACCUGCUGCUGCCGCACUGCCGCCAGGGCAGCCACGACGUGGGCAGCGUCUGCAGAUACGAGUGCAAACCCGGCUACUACGUGGAGGCGGCUGCGGACAGGAAGGCCCGGAACAAGUUCCUGAAGAUACAGUGCCUGGAAAGUGGCCUGUGGGAGCCAGCCAGCUGCAUCCCGGUGGUGUGUGAGCCUCCUGCUCCUGUGUUUGAAGGCAUGUACGAAUGCACUGAUGGCUUCAACCUGAACAGCCAGUGUGUGCUCAACUGUAACCAGAAAAGUGAAAGGCUUCCCAUCCUCUGCACCAAAGAGGGGCUGUGGACCCAGGAGUUCAAGCUGUGUGAGAACCUGCAAGGGGAGUGCCCGCCGCCCCCCUGGGAGCUGCAUUUCGUGGAGUACAAGUGUGAACAGGGAUACGGGAUUGGUGCAGUGUGCUCCCCGUCGUGCAUAAUCCCCCCCAGUGAUCCUGUGAUGCUGCCAGAGAACGUCACUGCGGACACUCUGGAGCACUGGAUGCAGCCUGUCAGAGUCCAGAGCAUCGUGUGUACUGGCCGGCGUCAAUGGCACCCAGACCCCUUGCUGAUCCACUGCAUCCAGUCCUGUGAGCCUUUUCAAGCAGAUGGUUGGUGCGAUACGAUCAACAACCGGGCCUACUGCCAUUAUGACGGAGGAGACUGCUGCUCUUCUACGCUCUCCUCCAAGAAGGUCAUUCCAUUUGCUGCUGACUGUGACCAGGAUGAAUGCACCUGCCGAGACCCCAAGGCAGAAGAAAAUCAGUGACUGUGGGACCUGGGACUGAGCCCACCCCUCCUCUGCCCUGGAGGCAGGCAGAGCCAGCGGCCUCCACAGGAGGAAACACAGGGCAGGUGAAGGAGAAAGGUCAUGAAGUGGAGGAAGGAGAGAGUGUGAGCUUUGUUAAGAAACAAGAGGAUAUUUGUAGGUGUCCACUGAAGCAUCAAGUAGUCCACGUAGGGAGAAUUAGAGCAGAAAGUUUCUUUACAGUGGCUGUUGAUGAAAACAGGAAGGAGAAAUCAGAUAGAAUAACAAGGACCCUCCUCCCUGUCUAUAUUCCACUCCACCCACAUCACCUCCUGCCCGACUGACUCCCCACUCCGCACCCCGUGACUACUCAGCCCCACCAAAUGUGUAACCCAUUAGCAGAAUGCUAGAAGGAAAAUCACCAGGGACACUCUGUCAAUAACUCAUUUCAAAUGGAUUGUCACUUUUCAGGGCUUGUCUGCUCUAAACUGACCCUUUCCCUUCCUUUUGUGUAGUCUCUCUUAAAUGAUGAGGUUAGUUAAUAAUUCUUUAUAAGUAUUUAAACAUAAUUAUAUAAAUAUAUUAUAUAUUAUAUUUUUUGCUGUUUACUAAGCUGAAAAUUAUCCAUUGUUCCACACAUGCUGCUGUGAAGUUCAUGUCCAAAAUGAAUGCUGAGGCUUUGAGGACAGAAACACAAGUUCUUCUGCCGUCUGUCUAUGUGGAGGGAUUGGCAGGUUAAAUGGGAAGUGGAGGAGAGAGUUCAGAUAGAAUUCUGGAUGGUAGCAUGCCAGCUAAUCAUCUUUUUAUACCCUGGGAUCUGGGCCCACUUACCGGGGAUAGGAGUUGCAAUGAUCGCACUAAGCAACAUGGAAAGUUGGGUGUGAGACCCACUGCUGGAGAACAAGGCAGUGGUUCUUAAGUAGCCAUCAAAAAAGAAUGUAUUAUUUCUUCUCCAUUUCUCAGAACUCUCCAUUGGAUUUUCUCCACUUUCAUAUGUGCCUAUUCCAAUGUGGCUGUCGACCAGCCGGUCAGCAAGUUUGUGUUAGGGCUCAUCCCUGAGCACCAGGAUCACAGAAACUCACACACUCUUUGUACUUGGCCUGUGGUCUCAUCUUUGUUAGAAUUCCCCAAGCCUGUUCAUCAUUCAUAGCCACAUCACCAACUGUUGAUUUUCCAGGGGAAAAUGUCUUGAAAAUCACCCAGGAGAAAGAACAGGAAGAGAUGGAAGACCAGGCAGGGAUGGAGGAGCCAGAGGAGGCCACAGAGAGGUUAGGGGUCAGGCUGAAUCAGGGCAGAGAGUGACAGGAUGGAAGGAGUUGAGAAAAUCUGGUCCUUGUUCCAAGCCCCCAAAGAAGACCACAGUGGAGCCUUUGAGCAACCAGCGUCUGAGAUGAAUUCUAUUCAAGUGGGUGCAUAAAACCUGUGACCCAGAGAUUUCCACUGGGCAAGUGAAGGAAACAACAUGGAGCAAGGCUGACACUCUGUGGGAGAAUGAAGAAUUUCAACUAUUUAGGGUCCAUUUUGUGGUCUUUCUCCUUUCCUGGUCAAUAGAUGGACCAUGAGGUGACCACAUCAGUUCCACCUCUGUUUGCAUCCUGGGUUCUUUUGUUUGUUUGUCUGUCUGUUUUUGCACAUGGCCUGUUGUAGUUACACUUUUUUUUGUGAUAGUUUUGGGGUUAACCUUGGGGAAAGAGAGCAAGGAGCCAAUUUCUGUUCGACACCCAGUCUUAUCAUCUUAGAAAGGGCCUUGAGCCAUUUCCCUCUGAGUUUCUUCUCCAAGGAAAACCGGAGCAGGCCAAUCUCAGAGCUCAACCAUGGUCUCUGCACCAUUGCUUUCUGCUCUGAUUAAGUCUUCUACUCUUCCCAUCAACACUGAAGCAAUGGCUUUGCAAAAAAGAAAGGGAAAACGUUAUCCACCACUAUCAAAAUAUUACUCAUGCUCAGCGCAAGGAAGAAUAAUAUUCAUGAAUGAAAAAAAUGAGGAUAGAGCAAUCUUCACAUAUCUGUGUGCAUUGUUUAGAAGGAAGGCAGCAUAGUCAUUGGGAAGGGGAGGAGCAGAGUUUGCCCAUUCGCAAAUUCUUGUCCCCGGUAUUCUAGUCGUUAGGGAAACUGCAGCCUAAAUCCCACUCCCUGUCUGGGUCACCACUGUGCCCCUAGGAAAACAAGAAAUUGUUCUUUCUGGGACCCUGAUCGGCUUUAAUAUGGAGGACAGUGGAAAAGUUUAGAUUCUCUAUUUAAGCACACACUUAGUAAAAUUGCUUUCUUGGGGAAAAUAUUCAAAUUUCUGGACACAUGUCAAGCUCUGUCCUGGGCAAUCCUUCCUGCUGCGAAGGCAGACCCCUCAUUAUCUGGGGUGUCAUCCAGCCCAGGGAGACCACGACCCCUCACAAGAAACACGGAGCCCGUGAAUCAGGCCAAUGGGCGCUGUGAUUUGUCUCUCCGGAAGAGGAAUGGUGAAGAGGUUUCUGUCCCACACUUCAUUCUAAAGUACUUUGCUCUCUGUUGGUGACAUCUGCGAUUCACUCACCCCUGCUCUGGGGAAGGGAGAGGAUAAUUCCCGCAGUGUGAAAGGCCGCUGACCCUGAAGGCCACCUAGCUAUGUCAGCGGUGGACAUUCAGAGGUGGCAGGUUCUCCCAGUCCUUCUCACUGGCCCUAGUGUUAUGAGCACCUUAGGCCACUGAGAAUCAAAGGAUUAGGAUAUCAUGGCCACAGAUCCCAGGGCCGCUCACACUUGCUCCAUGUGUUGGUCUUCCUGCUGCUCUUACACACCCAUGGAGUCAUUAAGGGUCUUUCCCAGGGACUCUUCUGCCUAUUUCUUCUUUUUCCUUGUAGCAAGGGGCUCUGGUGCCCAUGUUGCCCAGGGCUGGCUGACUCCAAUGACUAGCAUGGCAGCCUUCAAUCUGAGAGAUACAGAGAAGAGGUCAGAGUGGGGAGAAUGCAUAGCUCCCAACAAAAAAGGACAUCAAGAGCCCUUCUUGAUGUCCCUCCCAUCCCUCCACUGCACAGCAUUGGACUUGACACUUCUAUUCUGUGCGAUCACUAUUGAGUGUGUCAGUCAGCACCCAAGGGGUCAGUUUGAUUGAAAACAUAGUGAAAGGAGAUGAUCUACUGUAUUGUAACGUAAAACAGCUACAACCAGUUAUUUUGUAAGAUUAUAAGAUGUUC